This is a messenger RNA of Synchiropus splendidus (mandarinfish), 1604 nucleotides long. It is a transcript of the gene castor1, whose product is annotated as cytosolic arginine sensor for mTORC1 subunit 1. Gene Ontology annotation, biological process: cellular response to L-arginine; negative regulation of TORC1 signaling. The coding region runs from base 312 to 1310 and encodes 332 amino acids. The record is from RefSeq and is a predicted model, not a curated record. The transcript has 9 exons. Gene Ontology annotation, molecular function: arginine binding. NCBI's taxonomy places the organism in Eukaryota, Metazoa, Chordata, Actinopteri, Syngnathiformes, Callionymidae. Gene Ontology annotation, cellular component: cytosol.
AAUUUUUUUACACUUAUUUCUGUCUGAAAGUACAAAUACAAACGUUUUAGUGUCCUUUAAUGUUUUUAACGACGUAAAUAAGGUUUUAUUUUGAAGUUCAGGAAGCGCGUCGCCGCCUGUCUCUUUAAGGUGUGUGUGUGGGGGGGGGCGUGUCUGUGUUUAAACACACACUGCUGUUGAGCCUGUGCUGGAUUGCGUCGGAUGUGUUUGCGUCUCUUCGGCUCGGCCGCUGCGGGACGCGGUGUUUUAGUCUCCCCGGUCCGCCUUCAACCAGCCUCGGAACCGGCACCUCUGUCGCACUGAUCGCCACCAUGGACCUGCACAUACUGGACCACAGACUCCGGGUCACCAGCAUUUCCAAAAAGGGACUGGUGCGUUUCACACACGCGCUUAUCAAGCUCAUCUUCCUCCGGAACCGGACUCGCUGCAAGUUCUUCAGUUUGACGGAGACACCCGAGAACUACACGGUGGUCCUGGACGAGGAGGGCUUCAAAGAGCUCCAGCCUUCAGAGCACCUGCAGGUGGAGAGCUCCAUCUGGCUGCCACUCAACGUGGUCUGUAACGGCAACGCGUCCAGCAGUUCGCAGGCGGUGGGCGUGACCAAGAUCGCCAAGUCUGUGAUCGCACCGCUGGCCCAGCAGCACGUGUCCGUCUUCAUGCUGUCCACCUACCAGACCGACUUCAUCCUGGUGCGGGAGAAGGACCUGUCGGUGGUCAUCGGCACUCUGGAGGAGGAGUUCAACAUCUUCAGGGAGGUGGGCGGAGAAUCAGUGCCGGUCCACGGCCAGGACGUGUCCAACGGGCUGCAUGGCAACGGCAGGGAGGCACUGCAGCCCACCCUACACCCGGUUCUGAUCCCUCACAACCAGUUCUGUGUCAUGUCCCUGGACCCAGACACGCUGCCCUCCGUCGCCACCAUCCUCAUCGACGUCCUCUUCUAUUCCGGCGGGUCCAGAGAGGAGGCUCAGGCGUCUCCAGGUCCGGACCUGGACUGCAUCACGUUCUUCUCCUUCUCGCUUAUCGACGGCUACGUGUCCCUGGUGAUGGACACGGACGCCCAGAGACGGUUUCCCGCCGACCUGCUCUUCACCAGCUCGUCCGGCGAACUGUGGCGGAUGGUGCGGAUCGGAGGGCAGCCGCUGGGCUUCGACGAGUGCGGGAUCGUGGCGCAGAUUUCUCAACCGCUCGCUGACGGCGACAUUUCCGCGUACUACAUCAGCACCUUCAGCUUCGACCACGCCCUGGUCCCAGAGGAGGACAUCAGCAGCGUGACGGAGAUGCUGCAGCACCAGAGGACAGACGCCAGCUGACCUCUGACCUCUUCAGCAAGUGCUGCCGCCUCUGCUGCUGCUGCUGCCGCUGCGUCUGCUCUCCUGCAGGGGGCGACGCGGAGACUGUGCCUUGACUAGAGAUGCAGAACACGUGAGCAAAGGCCACUAGAGGGCGCCACGCUUACAUCUUGAAUGCUGUCGAUCCUAGAAAACACACACACACAACCUGGUAGCCAGGAAUAUAGAGGUCCACACACACACACACACACACACACACACACACACACACACACACACACACACACACACACACACACACACACACACACUGAC